CCCUUCCCAAUGAGCCCAAACGAGAAGUAUCAAGCCGUCCUAGCGGCAGUGGAGAAAGGGGACUGUGAUUUGUUCCUCGCGCGACUGCGGGAUGGACGCUCUGACGGACGAUGGAUGCGAAAACGGGGUUGCCGCACGUUUUGUUACUUGUGGACGAGGCAGGGACUUUCCGAUGUGGAUAUCAUCGCGACUGUUUCCGGGCCGGAUUAUGCUCCACCCGUUUUUGGUGUCAACAUGGUGCGACAACCUGGCGCAGCAUUAUCUACCGCACUCGCCAUUACUGUUCAGCAAAGCUGGUUCCCGAAGUGGUUCUCACGAUGGAGUUGAUUACCAACUGAGAAGGGAAUCGUUCUCGUUGGUUCAAUCGCACGCAUGUGAGAAGACAGGUGCUGGAUUGGCAUUAGAGCACGAGAGGCUUGGGGCAAGUGUGAGGGACGUCAAAAAAAGCGUCUUCAUUCGGGAACAACCUGAACAACCCAGCAGAACGCGCCACGAACGCGGACACGGCGUUCGGCGCUUGCAAAUCAACUGUUGCGAUUCUUCGACAACAAGGGUCGGAGUUCGGGCGUCCAAUGGGAACGACAUAGGUUCCCUCCGGGAAGCGAAGCGUGUGAACGUCGCCAUCUUGCGCGCGAAGCUUGCGCUCUUUGUCUUGGGCGAUAUGAGGACGGUAGCUCGGGCGCUUUGCAUCUGGAUAAUGCUCAAGCACGCACGCGAAAGGGUCUGGUUCCAGUCUGAUGCUGGAGACAUCCAACGGACGAAGGUCCGGACUGUAGAGAGGGCACUUAGGACAUACCCUCCGUUCUUACAAGACCUCGGAGACACGGUGUGGCUUGAGUAUGAGGAUGGGAAGUUCUCCCGCAUGUCGGACGAAGACGUAUUCUGGGCCGACAAGACCACCGAAGCCCGACAGCUGCGUUGGCUGGAACAGUACGACAGUGGAGACGCGGCGAACACCAACGAUACCCAAUCAACAUCGUCGAGCCGCGUCAAUGCCAAACCAAGGUUUGUCCCUGCGAACGAGGAGGCUGCGGAAAAGCGCGCAGUGAUGGCAACGACCUUCCUUCACAACAACAAUCUCACCCCCGAGCGCAAGCACGAGCUGUGGGACGAAUGCUUUCGCCUCGACACCAAGGCAUUUCGCCCUCAGCGGUCGACGGCCGCGAAGGACUACGACAAGGGAUGGUCAAAGUUUGCCCUCGCGGCUGUCAAGGCCACCUACGUUGACCACGAUCUCGACACAGUGCAGCGAGCUGAGAACGUCGUCGUCAUUGACCCGAACAAGGGCGAGGUCUGA
Molecule: messenger RNA, 1297 nt
Organism: Fimicolochytrium jonesii
Lineage: Eukaryota; Fungi; Chytridiomycota; Chytridiomycetes; Spizellomycetales; Powellomycetaceae
Exons: 4
Coding region: 92-1297 (401 amino acids)
Source: RefSeq, a predicted model, not a curated record